AUGGCUACCAAUAUCAUCAUCGUAAAUAUCGAACCGGCUAAAGAAAGGCUGGAGAGUCUUUUACAAGAAAUGAGAACGAUGAAACUAACCCUUCUGGGUCGAAAUUUAAUAACGGAGCAAAGACAAGAAGAAUAUGAAAACAGCAAACAAGUGGUAAAAGGUUACGAUAUAACGCCAGAAACCUACGAAGUAAGUAGAAGACUACUAAUGGAAAAAUGUAGCGAAUUAUCGACCAUAACAAAACUUUUAUAUAACGAUAUUGAAACUGCAAUCGAGAGGAGAUUACCACGAUGGAUAUUAGAUAAAGUACAUCAUCAAAGGAAUACAGAUAUACUUUGGUCAGUUUCGAGACUUGGAAAUUUCCUUGGGAACUUGCUUGAUGUAAAUGAACGGUCGUUAUCAUUGGGACUAUCCUACAACAAACCUUUUAAGGCAGUGAAUGUUUUGUUUUAA
This is a messenger RNA of Loa loa (African eye worm), 453 nucleotides long. RefSeq lists its product as hypothetical. The coding region runs from base 1 to 453 and encodes 150 amino acids. The record is from RefSeq and is a predicted model, not a curated record. The transcript has 4 exons. NCBI's taxonomy places the organism in Eukaryota, Metazoa, Nematoda, Chromadorea, Rhabditida, Onchocercidae.